GGGGAGGGGGCGGCAGGGUGGGGGCUGGGGCGCCGGCCCGAGAAGUGGGAGGGGACAGGUUGGGGGGUGGUCUCUGAGGAGGAGCCAGGCCCGACUGUAUUGUUCCACACUCGCCGCCCCCAGCGCGCGGCGCCGGCCGGGGAGGGCGCGCGGGGCGCGGGGCGCUCGGCUUCCCGGGUGGCCCCCGCCGCCGGACCCCGCGACGAGGCCCGAGGCUGCCAGCGCGCGCGGAGACGCCUCUGCCGGGUCGUCGGGCUCCGGGGCAGGGCCUGCUCAGGUGGGGCGCGGGGAAGGGAGGCAGCCGGCGCCGGUGGGGCCGGGACCCCUGCGCUGCGGGAGCGGGAAGUCCCCGCGGGCCGCCCCCCGGCGCGCAGCCCCCCCGGGUCCGCGGGCCCGGAAGCCGGGGGGAGGCGGCGCGGGAGAGCGGCCCCCGCCUCACCUCCGCCGCACCCCGCGCCCCGCAGCCGCCGGGAGCCGCCGCGCGGAUGCCGGGGCGCCCCUCCCUAGCGGGGCGCAGCCACCUCGUCUCGCGCCCGGCCGUCCGCAUGGGGGGCGGAGGGUCGGCCCUGAGGGUCUGCGCCGACCACCGCGGGGGCAUCAACUGGCUCAGCCUGAGCCCGGACGGGCAGCGCCUGCUGACGGGCAGCGAGGACGGCACGGCCCGGCUCUGGAGCACCGCGGACGGCCAGUGCUGCGCACUCCUGCAAGGGCACGAGAGCUAUGUGACCUUCUGCCAGCUGGAGGACGAAGCUGCCUUCACAUGCAGCGCUGACCACACCAUCAGGAAGUGGGACGUGCGCACUGGACAGUGUCUGCAGGUCUUCCGAGGACACACGUCCAUCGUGAACAGGAUCCUGGUCGCCAACAACCAGCUCUUCAGCAGCUCCUACGACCGCACAGCUCGAGCCUGGAGCGUGGACGAGGGGCAGGUGUCCCAGGAGUUCCGGGGCCACCGCAACUGCGUGCUGACCCUAGCCUACUCUGCGCCCUGGGACCUGCCUGGGGCUCCGUGCGCCGAGGAGGUUGGGGGGCUCCUGGUGACGGGCAGCACGGAUGGCACGGCCAAGGUGUGGCAGGUGGCCAGCGGCUGUUGCCACCAGACGCUGCGGGGCCACACGGGGGCCGUGCUCUGCCUUGUGCUGGACACGCCCAGUCACACCGCCUUCACCGGCAGCACCGACACCACCAUCCGUGCCUGGGACAUCCUGAGCGGGGAGCAGCUGCGGGUGUUCAGGGAGCACCAGGGCUCUGUCAUCUGUCUGGAGCUCGUGAACCGGCACGUGUACUCGGGCAGCGCGGACAGGACGGUCAAGUGCUGGCUGGCCGACACCGGGGAGCGUGUGCGCACGUUUGCGGCCCACCGACACAGCGUGAGCGCCCUCAAGUACCACGCAGGCACCUUGUUCACGGGCAGCGGGGACGCCCGCGCGCGCGCCUUCGACGCCCGCUCCGGAGCGCUGCAGAGGGUGUUCCGCGGUCACGCCUUCGUCAUCAACUGCAUCCAGGUAGGCGUUCCCCGCCCGGCCCCUGGGCUCUGCGUCGGCGGGGAGGGCCAGGCCGCGCCCCACCCCGGCACCCCGAGGCCGGGCUCCCCCGGCGGCGAGGCCGCCGACAGUUGCGGGCACCGCGGAGGGGAGGGCGGCCCGGGCGCCCCCGCAGCGCCGCCCCACGCGCCGCCCCGCGCCCGCAGGUGCACGAACAGGUGCUCUACACCGCCUCGCAUGACGGCGCGCUGCGCCUCUGGGACGUGCGCGGCCUCGCGUGCGCCCCGCCGCCGCGCCCCGCCGCCCCCGCGCGCAGCCGCUCCCGCCUCUUCAGCAACAAGGUGGGCUGCGCCGCCGCGCCCCUGCAGCCCGCCUGAGCGCCCCGAGACCGCGGGCCGACCACCCCCGCCCUGGGCGGGGCUCCGUGGACUUCUGAAGCCCCCUCCCGUCCCGUGGACGGCGACCGUGCUCGCCCUCGGGGACCACGUCUCUGUCCCCACCCCCUCCAGACCCAGCACCCCCCCCCCCCCCCCGCCGCAGAGCUGGCCUGCACUCAGGUCUGCACCUGACUCAGCGGGACCCUCCCGACCCAGGGUCUGCCGCCACACAGCCCCCAGAGCCUGAGGUCCCCAGAAGCCAAGCCCGUCCUGAAGGGAAAUGGGAUUUCUUCAAAAAGCCGCCCAGCCGCAGUUGUCAUUGGUUUGGCAAACUGUCUUGAGGACACUAGUGAAGAACCGAAAUACACGUCCUUCCAAGUGCUCUGGAAUAUGGCUUUUGUUCUGCAAACUCUCGGCUUCCUGUCGGGGGGGGGGGGUUCCCGGAACCGGGGGCCUCACACACCCGGCCUGGGCCUGCCCCUCCUCGAGGGGCUGCGGCCCGAUGACCCCUGCAGUGUCACUCGUGUGGGGAGUGGCCACGGGAGAGGCCAGGGAGCAAGGAGCCGGCCCUUCGGCCCGUCUGGGUGACGACGGGGAUCCGUCACCCCUGCUUUGGAGCUCGCAAGUCCGCAUGAAUCGAGGGGGGCCCUUGCCUCCGGCCUGGGUCUGCGGUAGAAAGGCCGGGGCAGUAGCCGCCUGGCCGCGUGCGCCGGAGCCGGCCCGACGCUGCGCGCGGUGAAGGCGUGGGCAUCACUCCCGAGAGCAGCUGGAGUCCUCGCCCCGAGGGGCUUCACGGGGCAACGCGGCCCGGGCUCCGGAGAGGCCCCGACGGGAGCCGCCCCCAGCGGCCCUCUCAUCCCCCGAAGGGGGCGCUCUGCCAGCCCUCGCCUGGUGCGGGAGAGGCAGCUUGGCAGUGCCUGCGGCUGAGAGCUCAGCAUCUCGCCCGGGACGGGAGCCUCUGGUGCAGAGGAGCGGGCACCGCCCUGCCUUCACGCAAGAGCCGUUUCCUCAGCAGGAUGCGCGGCAGGACCCGUGUUCCCCGGGGUGGCCAGGUCCAGGCCUGACGGCGGGUCCCCCCCGCCCCCCCGCCCAUGAAUACAUACAGGAUUGGCACCGGGGGCAGUAGGAAGGGACGCGUACCUUUGUGACUGUGCUCUAGGCCACACCCCCCAGCCCUGGGAACCGGGGGCCUCCCCAGGAAAGCAGGCUGGCUGGCGAGAAGCCCGCGCGGCCGCAUCCUUGGCCUCGAGCGGUACCGGUGCUCCCGCCUCCGGGAGCCGUGCCUGGGGCGCGGGCUGCCUGGGGGGCCCGCAGCAGCGGCUGCAGCGGCUUGCCCACCGGCGGGGCUCCCGGGAGGGCCGGCAGACGGCCCACCUGGAGUACCCGCGCCAGGAUUUCCACUGCGCGGACGGAGAGGCGGCUUGAGUAACCAGACGCGCACCGACGCUCACAGUCGCUGCUGCGCUCCUGCUCCCACGUCACCUCAGAGGCCCCAUCUUAUCCACGCGCUAGGAUGCACCCGGGGAAAGAGCCCCGGGUGCGGAUCAUAGCACGCGAGCUGCUGGAGAUUGGCUCUCCGGCCUGCCUCUCCUGGAGAGAGUAGGAAACGGAAACCUGUUUGUCGUUUGGUUUUUGUAUUCAUACAGCAGAAUAAAUUUGGGUGAUUUUUAUUUCUACAACACACAAGACUUUGUUAGAUGUUGAGGGUGUUAAGACCAGAUGACCAGGUAUUCUUUGCCCUUGAUAAAUACGGCUGGAUGGGGGUGG
Mirounga angustirostris (Northern elephant seal) is the source of this 3628-nucleotide messenger RNA. It is a transcript of the gene WDR86, whose product is annotated as WD repeat domain 86. Bases 486 to 2108 code for a protein of 540 amino acids. NCBI's taxonomy places the organism in Eukaryota, Metazoa, Chordata, Mammalia, Carnivora, Phocidae. Gene Ontology annotation, molecular function: protein binding. The record is from RefSeq and is a predicted model, not a curated record. The transcript is spliced from 5 exons.